AUGGUCCUUAAUAUAUUGUGGCUGCAAUUAUCACUCAACCAGUCCUUCUCGCCUUCUGCCAGUGUUUGGCCACCUGUACCUAUAACCCUCCUUAUUUCACCUUAUUCGCCACUGCAGAAACUCACUCAGAUCUCCCUGAGGACUUGCCUGUUUGUUUUCUAUAAAAGGGUUGAUACUUUCUGAAGCGUUGCAUGAUUUUCAGCCCCGCGAUUCAAGACACCUUCCCAAUAGGCAAGGUAUGUGUUCUUCCCCCAGCCAUCACAGGCUCCUACCUCUAUAUAUAAGUAUAAACUCAUCAGACUAAAGGAAUAAACUUUGAUGCCCUCCUUGUCCGUAUCGUUGUACCUGUGUUUAUGCCGCAUCUUAUUAAUCUUGAUGCCCCCAAACUGACAACCCCACAAACUACUCGCUUGUCC
Molecule: messenger RNA, 416 nt
Organism: Periconia digitata
Lineage: Eukaryota; Fungi; Ascomycota; Dothideomycetes; Pleosporales; Periconiaceae
Source: the annotation of a GenBank genome assembly